AUGAGACAGCAAGAAAAUCGAGAUGAGUGGAUACGUCAAAAAUUGAUGGAAUCAGAUAGCGAAAAUGAGUUUCUGUUAGAGUUCUUGUUAGAAAGCAGUGAAAAUGAAGAUCAUUUGAGUGUACGCAGUUGCGGUAGUGAUACUGAGCAAAACAUAAGCAGUGAAUAUGACAGCGAAGAUGACGUUCCGAUAUCGAGCUUGCGAAGGCCAGAAUCAAAUUCUGCUUGA
Parnassius apollo (apollo) is the source of this 228-nucleotide messenger RNA. NCBI's taxonomy places the organism in Eukaryota, Metazoa, Arthropoda, Insecta, Lepidoptera, Papilionidae. The record is from the annotation of a GenBank genome assembly.